AUGACCUCGUUAGCUCACCGAAGACGGAUAGGCGUCGAAGAGGGUGAAGAUGUGGCACAGCUCAAGCUCGGAAAGGAGUUCGAAAAGGCGUCGUGCCUGAUGAUCAAUGAAGUCAAGAUGCUCAUCGACAAUCAAGGAGAAGAUGCCAAGAGAGUCUCGAGAGAACCUGGUCAACUCAACGUGACGAAGAAGAUGUGGGAGUACGUCGAGCGGUUCAGUCCGGGCCUCGAACCUUCCGACAUUGCUCGACUCAGAUCGGCGCUGUUGCGCGAGUCCCUGGCAGAUUUCGAGGCAUGUAGUCUUGCCAAUCUACGCCCAAAGACAGUCGAGGAAGCGAAAGCAAUCCUACCGAGCAUACAACGGGAGGCAGUCCGUGACGGCGAGCCACCCGUCCAGCGGGAUGACGAUGGCAUACAAGCCAUACUCGACCUGCUCGAAGACGCAAGAGGGCCAGGCCGGGCCGGUCCACUCUUUGUCGCACUAGCAGCCAUCCUCAUCAGCAUCUGUGCAUUCACCUUUUUCGAAGUCGUCUUCCCUCGCAUCUUUUGGCAGCCCGAGCAUUCUGCUCUGAGAAGCAGCUUUGGCAUUUUCUGGUGCUGUUACAUCGUUUACGCUUUCUGCUUUCACUAUUGGAUGGCCAUCAAGUCUCCGCCCGGUCAGCCCAGCGAUUUCCACCUCUCCGCCCCGGACAUUGCACGACAUCCGCGCUACAAGCUCAUCAAUGCGCUCGCGGGCCUGCCGCGAGGCUCAGGUCGCCCGAAAAGCGAGGAUACGCCAGCAUCAAUGAACGGCAGAACCUGCAAGAAAUGUCCUCGCGUGGACGGCAAAGAGCCUGCAAAGCCAGAGCGAACGCAUCACUGCUCGAUCUGUCGCAAGUGCUUCCUCAAGUACGAUCACCACUGCCCCUGGCUCAACUCUUGUGUCGCGCACGGCAACGAGCGCUAUUUCGUGCUCUUCAUGGUCUAUCUCUCCAUCGCUUGCAUCUGCGUCGUCUCGUGGGGUCUGCCGUCUCUUCUUGCGACGCUUGAUCAUAGCAAGCGGUGGCCAUACCGAUCACCGCGCGUAGCGACUGUGCUCCUCUGGGUGCUCUGCGCCGCUAUUGGCGCCGCUUUGAUCGUCAUGAGCCUAUGGCAGCUUUGGCUCGUCAUGCGCGGCGAGACGAGCGUCGAAGCUUCAGACAACGAAUGGUACCAUCAGCGUGCCAAAGAGACGGGCACAAUUUAUUACAAUGUUUACGAUCUCGGCAGGGUACAUAAUCUACAAGAGUUCUUCAACGUACCGUCCAGUCAGGGACGAUACCCUUACUGGACUGUCUUGCUACCGAUCGCUGUCCCACCAGCGACUGAUGGACGCAAUUUCAAGAAGCGGGCAGGCUGGCGAGAUAUCACCGUCGACGAAGAACUCACGGACGAAGAGCUAUCUGACCAUGCAUAG
Mixia osmundae IAM 14324 is the source of this 1434-nucleotide messenger RNA. RefSeq lists its product as uncharacterized. The record is from RefSeq and is a predicted model, not a curated record. The transcript is spliced from 7 exons. NCBI's taxonomy places the organism in Eukaryota, Fungi, Basidiomycota, Mixiomycetes, Mixiales, Mixiaceae. Gene Ontology annotation, cellular component: RNA polymerase complex. Gene Ontology annotation, molecular function: palmitoyltransferase activity; nucleotide binding. Gene Ontology annotation, biological process: DNA-templated transcription initiation. Bases 1 to 1434 code for a protein of 477 amino acids.